Messenger RNA from Phyllostomus hastatus (greater spear-nosed bat), 1447 nucleotides. It is a transcript of the gene ACER1, whose product is annotated as alkaline ceramidase 1. NCBI's taxonomy places the organism in Eukaryota, Metazoa, Chordata, Mammalia, Chiroptera, Phyllostomidae. Bases 35 to 829 code for a protein of 264 amino acids. The transcript has 6 exons. The record is from RefSeq and is a predicted model, not a curated record. Gene Ontology annotation, biological process: ceramide metabolic process. Gene Ontology annotation, cellular component: membrane. Gene Ontology annotation, molecular function: hydrolase activity, acting on carbon-nitrogen (but not peptide) bonds, in linear amides.
GAGGCAGCCAGAGGGCAGCGGGCGCUGCGUCACCAUGCCCAGCAUCUUCGCUUACCAGAGCUCCGAGGUGGACUGGUGUGAGAGCAACUUCCAGCAUUCGGAGCUGGUGGCCGAGUUCUACAACACGUUCAGCAAUGUCACCUUCUUCAUCUUUGGGCCUCUCAUGAUGUUCCUGAUGCACCCUUAUGCCCAGAAACGCUCCCGCUACACUUAUGGCAUCUGUGUCCUCUUCAUGGUCAUAGGCCUGUUCUCCAUGUACUUCCACAUGACACUCAGCUUCCUGGGCCAACUGCUAGAUGAGAUCUCUAUUCUGUGGCUGCUGGCCAGUGGCUACAGUAUAUGGAUGCCCCGCUGCUACUUUCCCACCUUCCUAAGGGAAAACAGGUCCCAGUUUGUCUGCCUCGUCUUCAUCACCACCAUGGUCAGUACCUUCCUGUCCUUCCUGAGGCCUACAGUCAACGCGUAUGCCCUCAACAGCAUCGCCGUGCACGUCCUCUACAUCGUGUUCCAGGAGUAUAAGAAGACCAACAAUAAGGAGCUUCGACAUCUCAUUGAGAUCUCUGUGGUUUUGUGGGCUUUUGCAUUGACCAGCUGGAUCAGUGACCGCUUCCUUUGCAGUUUUUGGCAAAAGAUUAAUUUCUUCUACUUGCACAGCAUCUGGCAUGUGCUCAUCAGCAUCACCUUCCCUUACGGCAUGGUCACCAUGGCCUUGGUGGACGCCAGGUAUGAGAUGCCAGACCAAACCCUCAAAGUCCGCUACUGGCCUCGGGACACUUGGCCUGUGGGGUUGCCCUAUGUGGAAAUCAGUGGUGACCGAAAGAACUGCUGAAGUCUACCUGUUUCUUGACUCCACAACCACCUGCCAACUCGCCUGUGUCUCAAGGAGAGAGGCUCGGAUCAGGAGUCCGAGAGACACAGUUCUUUCCACCAGCUCCUCUUCCCCGUCCUCCUUGUCCUGCAUGGCUCCACCCCAAGGCAGGGGAUGGACUUCGUGACUUCUCUGUGCAGCAGUCUGAUGACCCUGCAGGGCUGCCGGGCACAGCUCCCCUCCAUGACCUGCUCCUGUUUUCCCUGUGUUCACUGCUUCCCUGUCGUCACACAGCCUGGUGGGCCGGAUCACCAGCUCCUGUGAUUAUGUGGCAUCAACUGGGAAUGACCUCAGGCUGGGGCUUGGUUCACAUGCACCUGACUGAUAGUGGUGGUCACUACCAGACUCUUUGGACCUGUCUUUGGCCAUGCAAUAUCCCUGGUACUUAGGGGCCAUCCCUGAGAAUGGACAUGUGUUCUCACAAUUCUACCCUCAUGCAUGCAUGCAGAGACCCUGCAGGCCAUGUGUGGACUUCUGUGGCCAUCUCACCAGCUGACAAUGGAGUGACACAGACACCUGGAUGGGCAAUGUGGACACUGUUGGGCAUGCGAGCAUCAGAACGGAGCUGGGGCGGCCAGU